This is a messenger RNA of Sarcophilus harrisii (Tasmanian devil), 7592 nucleotides long. It is a transcript of the gene ESRRG, whose product is annotated as estrogen related receptor gamma. Gene Ontology annotation, biological process: regulation of DNA-templated transcription. The transcript is spliced from 8 exons. The record is from RefSeq and is a predicted model, not a curated record. Lineage: Eukaryota; Metazoa; Chordata; Mammalia; Dasyuromorphia; Dasyuridae. Gene Ontology annotation, cellular component: nucleus. Gene Ontology annotation, molecular function: sequence-specific DNA binding; nuclear steroid receptor activity; DNA-binding transcription factor activity. The coding region runs from base 2711 to 4039 and encodes 442 amino acids.
CCCUCAGUCUACUAUAUCUCCCACUAUGUCAGUUCAAUUCAUCAAAUGUUUUUAAUAUUUAAGGUUUUGUCAUGUGCAAGGCUAGGUCGUGAUUAUAUAAGUACAAAAAUAAAAGAUCUCACACUAAAGAGCUUAUAUUCUAAUAUAUGAUCAUGUGAUCAGCAUGAGUGUAGGUAUAAAAGAAACAUAAGUCCCAUCUUUGGUUCUUUUAGACUUAUUGAGGAAAGAAACGUCAACAUACAAGAAACAGUCAACUUAGUUCAGAAGCCACUCUUAUCCAAAAAAAAAUGGCUUUGAUUAAGAUACUAAUCAUCAAUGGUAUGGUCAAAAUGAGAGACAGAGGCCUUGAAUAAUCAGCCCCUGAAUAAUUGAGAAUUGGCAGUGUUAGAUAUUAUAGAUGAAAACCUCAGUGUACUGCUUGAUCCCUUUAAUACAUUUUUUUUGGUGGAACUGUCAAUUUUCCUUUCUGCCCUUUGAAGGAAAAUGAAUUAUAAUGGAGAAUGCCAAAUUCUAUCCUAGACGGUAUACUUACCUGUUAUGGUGACUGAAACAAAAAAGAGGAGCAAGUGAUUCAAAUGUAAUGAAUCAGUAAUGAUGUAAGCCUAUUGUGGACAUUGGGAUCCACUUUGAUUCUUGUUUUUUUUUUGGGGGGGGACAGUUUAUUCUGACCUAAAGAGUUGACAACUUUUGGAUUUUUUAUCCCACCCCAUAUUACGGGAAGUAAUCCAGAAGAAAACUCUUGUAGAAUGGUAUUUCCCUUACUCUGUUGUAUUCUGAGAGUAGCCUUGACGUAGUUAUUACUCAAACAUUAACUGAAGUAAAGUUUGAGCAGCAGUAACUGAAUUACAGAUAAUAAUAAUAAAAAUGAGAAGCAAUAACAAAGCAUGUAGUAGUUGGAGAGUCAAUCUCCAAGUCAUCAAGAUCUGGGUUCAAGUUCUGCCUCUGAUUUGUGUACUAGGUAAAUGACUUCAAACAAAUUGCUUAAUAUUUUAGCACCUCCCCCAAGGUUUUCAAGAUGAGAAUUUAUAGACCAGUUGUAGAUCUGCAUUAGUGGAAGGAGUUUCCACACUAGGAGUGGCUUACAAAAGCAAAUUCACAUCUGAUAAGGAAGGAAGGAAGGAAGGAAGGAAGGAAGGAAGGAAGGAAGGAAGGAAGGAAGGAAGGAAGAACUUACUUGGAGUCCCAGCUGAGAGGGUCAAGAGGUGUAUAGACAAGAGGCAGUGGUGAGAGGGAGAGAGAGAGAGAGAGAGAGAGAGAGAGAGAGAGAGAGAGAGAAUGAAUGAAUGAGAAUAAGAAUGAAUGUAGAAUGUGGGACCAAAGUAGUUACAAUUGUUGCUAAUUCCUAAUUUGAAAGUCUAUCUUAAUAAGAGGAAACAAUGUGAUAUGGCUAUCAGAAAAAUUAAUGCCAUUUUAAGCCAUAUUUAGAGAGGAAGAAUGACCAGGAAUAAAGUAUUCUGACUUUGUCCAUAUCUAGACCAUUGUCCAUAUCUAGAACAUUAUAUUCAAUUCUGGGUCCCAUAUUUAAGGAAGAGAUACUGAGAGUGUCCAUGAGAAAGCAGUUAGAAUAGUGAAAGCCCUUGAAUUGCUGGCCUAUGACAAUUGGCUAAAGGAUCUGUGAAUGUUAGCCUGGAGAAAAGUUAGAGGAUACACAAUAGAUAUUUUGAAGUAUUUGAAAGGUUGUCACUUGGUAGAGAGAGAUGGGAUGAGGUUUGCUUGGCCCAAGAAGGAAAAAUUGGGACAUGAGCAAAAAAGCUAUCUGAGAAAUAGAGUGGUCUUAAAAUAGAAUGGAAGGUGUUGGAAGGGGGUGUAUUUUCCCAUUCUGGGGGGUCUUUAAGGAAGAUUGAAUGAUAUUUGCUCAGGUAUAUUGUAGAAGGAACUCUUAUUCAAGUGUGAGAUGGAAAAGAUGGCCACUGAGGUCACAUCCAAGCUCUGAAAUUCUCUGAUCUUGAAGUAUAUGAGUUUUCUAUAACAAAAUGAAAAAAAAACCCUUCAUUUUAUUGAAUUUAGACUUAACAAAAUACUGUUCUGACUUGCGGCCAGUCCGUCAAGAUGCUACUGACACAGAAUGAAUUUAGGACAAACUCAAUUCAUUGCUGUUGUCAGAGUCCCCAGUAACCCACCUGGUUCCAUUUCCAAAGUACCACACAUUUCUUCAGGUAUAAAGACUGCUGCUGAAAUAAAGCGCAUCUUGAGUUCCACUCACUCAACCCCACAUCUUAGACACUUUCCAAACUCCUCCCUGACCCAGUGUAAGUCCCGUUGGUUUGAAUUGUGUGAAGUUGUCAAAGGUUGCUUUGCUCUCCAGAGCUUGGCACCAGCCCCACUGAAAUGUGAUGCCAUUGGUUUUCAGUAAAGGUUCCUUUCUGCAGGGCUGCAAACACUCAGAUCAGCUGCUACUGUGUAUACACAACUAGGGAACAAACCAACCGGCACAUUUAAAGCAGCCUUUUUAACCCCGAGACUUUCCAAGAUCUCUUCCUCCCCCAGGAAGUUUCCUUUUUUUCUAUUGUCAGACUUAGCACCGUGCUCUUGUAAUCAGAUCAGAGAGCUAGGAUCUCUGCUGCACAGUAGAGAGGCUUCCUUAAGAUAUUUGUCCUUGAAACUGCACCAAACUCUUGGAAGAACCCAGAACCUUUUUCCAGGGAGCCCUACAAUACUCAGAAGAGGAUAGAGAAGGAGACUCCCAGAGUUGAAAGGGCUUCUCUGCAGAAUGUCAAGCAAAGAUCGACACAUUGAUUCUAGCUGUUCGUCAUAUAUCAAGACGGAACCCUCAAGCCCUGCCUCCUUAACGGACAGCAUCAACCAUCACAGCCCCGGUGGCUCUUCAGACGCCAGCGGGAGCUAUAGUUCCACCAUGAAUGGCCAUCAGAAUGGACUUGACUCACCACCUCUGUAUCCUUCUGCCCCUGUCCUUGGAGGUAACGGGCCUGUCAGGAAACGAUAUGAUGAUUGUUCCAGCACCAUAGCAGAAGAUUCACAGACCAAGUGUGAAUACAUGCUAAAUUCGAUGCCCAAGAGACUGUGUUUGGUGUGUGGUGAUAUUGCGUCUGGGUACCACUAUGGGGUAGCUUCGUGUGAAGCCUGCAAGGCCUUCUUCAAGAGGACAAUUCAAGGUAAUAUAGAAUACAGCUGCCCAGCCACAAAUGAAUGUGAAAUCACAAAACGCAGACGCAAAUCCUGCCAGGCUUGCCGUUUCAUGAAGUGUCUAAAAGUUGGCAUGCUGAAGGAAGGGGUGCGUCUUGAUAGAGUCCGUGGAGGUCGCCAGAAAUACAAACGCAGAAUAGAUGCAGAGAAUAGCCCAUACCUGAACCCUCAGCUGGUUCAGCCAGCCAAAAAGCCAUUGCUCUGGUCCGUUCCUGCAGAUAACAAGAUUGUCUCACAUUUGCUGGUGGCUGAACCGGAGAAGAUCUAUGCCAUGCCUGACCCUACUGUUCCAGACAGUGACAUCAAAGCUCUCACUACCCUCUGUGACCUGGCUGACAGAGAACUGGUGGUCAUCAUUGGAUGGGCUAAGCAUAUUCCAGGUUUCUCUACUUUGUCUCUGGCUGAUCAGAUGAGCCUUCUGCAAAGUGCUUGGAUGGAGAUUUUAAUCCUUGGUGUUGUAUACCGAUCACUUUCUUUUGAGGAUGAACUUGUCUAUGCAGAAGAUUAUAUUAUGGAUGAAGAUCAGUCCAAAUUAGCAGGCCUCCUUGACCUCAACAAUGCCAUCCUGCAGCUGGUAAAGAAAUACAAGAGCAUGAAGCUGGAGAAAGAAGAGUUUGUCACCCUCAAAGCUAUAGCGCUUGCUAAUUCAGAUUCAAUGCACAUAGAAGAUGUUGAAGCAGUGCAAAAACUCCAAGAUGUCUUACAUGAGGCUCUUCAGGAUUAUGAAGCUGGUCAACACAUGGAAGACCCCCGUCGGGCUGGCAAGAUGCUGAUGACUCUCCCGCUUCUGAGGCAAACCUCUACCAAGGCUGUGCAACAUUUCUACAACAUCAAAUUGGAAGGCAAAGUCCCUAUGCACAAACUUUUUUUGGAAAUGCUGGAGGCCAAGGUUUGACUAAAAGCACCCUAGGCCUUCCCAUCAUGCACGCUGAAAAGGGGAAAAUAAACCGGAAAAUUAAUGACAAAGAAACUUUAAUGACAACAACAACAAAAUGACUGCACUGAUCAUUUAGCAGCAAGACUGUGAUGCAGCUUUCAACUUCCUCUGUAUCUUUUGAUGCAGUCUCUCUACUUUAUCUCUUAUCCUGAUGUUCACUUUCUUCCCCUCCUUUCUUUGUUCCUUCCUUUCCUACUCGCAUCCCUUUCUUCCAUUUUCCUUCUUCUCCUCUUUUCUCUUCUCUCCUUACUUCUGUCUCAUCAACCUUUCCUCCUUCUAUCCUUUCUUCCUAACUUCCUUCCUUCCUUCCUUCCACUGAACUUUUUAAAAAAAGAGGUCUCUAAUUGAAGAGAUGGAAGCCGGCCCUGCCAAAGGAUGGAGAUCCAUAAUAUGGAUGCCAGUGAACUUAUUAUGAACCAUUAUGUCCCCAGUGACAAAGGAAUCAAAGAGAGAACCAUCGUACCUAACAGUAAAAUAUAACACAAUGAAUUGACUCAAUGCAGUAUUAGAUUUCAUAGGAGCAGUCUCUAAUUAGGCGACUUAAGCAACGUGGCAUCGGCUGCUUCUUACCAUUGCAUUUCCAUCUAGAUCAGUUACAGCCAUUUGAUUCCUUAAUUGUUUUUUCAAGUCUUCCAAUUUGUUAGGUUUAGCUACUAUGUAACUUUUUCAGGGAAUAGUUUAAGCUUUAUUCAUUCAUGCAAUACUAAAGAGAAAGAAAAAUACUGCAUUUUUGUGCUGGCUUUGAACAAUGAUGAACAAUAAUGAAGGACAAAUGAAUCCUGAAGGAAGAUUUUUUUAAAAUGUUUUGUUUCUUCUUACAAAUGGAGAUUUUUUUGUACCAGCUUUACCACUUUUCAGCCAUUUAAUAAUGUGGAAAUUUAUCUUAUUCAAGCAAUAGUUGAAGGGAAGGUGCAUAUUAUCACGGAUGCAAUUUAUGUUGUGUGCCAGUCUGGUCCCAAAUAUCCAAUUUCUUAACAAGAGCUCCAGUAUAGCUAAAUGUUCACUUGCACAAGGGAUUAGAUUACACCUACAGGGGCUCUGAAUAGUCCGAAUACCCCACACAUCUCUAGAACUGUUAGAAGAGCAUAUCUGUACCUGAGAGGUAGAGUUGUCAUUUGACUUCUAACUAUAACAGUGACAAAGAAAUGAAAUACUGCUUGUUUGCAAAGUUAAGAACAUUUCAUAGAAGGAGCUGUGAGCCAAUAUUUGUUAGAGGCAAUAAGUUAAAUGCCAAAAUUUGCAGAAAUUGAUAAUGAUAGCAAACACCUGACCAAAUUCCAAAAUUAGACUCGUAUGAGUUUAUUCAUUUAAAAUUUUGUUUUUUGGGACUUGAUUUCGAUGGCAGUUUUCUUUUACCAAUAGCAAAAUAAGACUACAUGCUUUUCAACCAGUAUUGUCACAGCAUGAAAGUCAGUCAGGUUCAAGACUGUUAAAGAGGUGUAAUCUAAUGUAUAAAUCAAUUAGAUGCCCCCAGAAAACUACAGUCGCUAAAUAACCAAUAAACAAUAACCUCCAUCCAAUGCUAUACCAAUGUACCAGUGUUAGUAGCUGCUCCCUGUAUUAUGUGAACAUUCUUAUUCUAUGUACACAGAUGUAAUUAAAAUUGUAAUCCUAACAAACAAAAGAAAUGUAGUUCAGCUUUUCAAUGUUUCAUGUUUGCUGUGCUUUUCUGAAUUUUUAUGUUGCAUUCAAAGACUGUUGUCUUGUUCUUCUUGUGGUGUUUGGAUUCUUGUGGUGUGUGCUUUUAGACACAGGGUAGAAUUAGAGACAAUAUUGGAUGUACAAUUCCUCAGGAGAUUACAGUAGUAUAUUCUAUUCCUUACUGGUAAUAAGGUUCUUCCUAAUAAUAAUUAAGAGAUUGAAACUCCAAACAAGUAUUCAUUAUGAACAGAUACACAUCGAAAUCAUAAUAUUUUCAAAACAAGGAAUAAUUUCUGUAACAGUUUAUUAUAGAAUACCAAUGUAUAGCUUAGAAAUAAAACUUUGAAUAUUUCAAGAAUAUAGAUAAGUCUAAUUUUUAAAUGCUGUAAAUAUGGCUUUUACUCAAUCAUCUCUCAGAUGUUGUUAUUAACUCACUCUGUGUUGUUGCAAAACUUUUUGGUGCGGACAAGUUUCCAAAACUAUUGCUACUUCGUGUGCUUUAAACAAAAUACCGUGGGGCUGAUGUUCAUCAGCCUUGUGCUAGAAAUACUGUGUAUCUAUCAUUAGCUAUAUGGGACUAUAUUGUAGAUUGUGGUUUCUCAGUAGAGAAGUGACUUAGUGUGAUUCUAGAUAAAUCAUCAUUAGCAAUUCAUUCAGAUGGUCAAUAACUUGAAAUUUAUAGCUGUGAUAGGAGUUCAGAAAUUGGCACAUCCCUUUUAAAAUAACAGAUUUAAAAAAAAAGUACAACUCCUGGGAAAAAAAGGUGCUGAUUCUAUAAGAUUAUUUAUAUAUAUAUAUAUAUUAUAAGUGUUUAACAAAAGAAUAAUAAUAAUAAUAAUAAUAAUGUUUAUUUUCCAGAAGAAUUGUGCUGGUUUUAAGUUAACUACUAUUCAACUACAUAUAUAUACUACAAUAUAUAUGUAAUAUAGCUAAUAUAUAAACAUUGUUUUCACUGUAUCACAUUAAAGAACCUGGGCUUCAGAGUCAAAAGCCAAACAACCUAAGAGAUAGAGAUGUAUUAAAGGAGUACAGUGCAAAUUUUAGUUUUCUUUUUCAGUGACUUCUGGCCGUACAAAAGGACAACUGUCUCAAGAUUCCGAAGCAAAAUUGGUCAAAAGAACCAUGUGGACUUGUAGGGUAAAAGCUCAUCUUAAACCAUGCUGGAGGACAGUUUUUUCAAGGUUCAAUCAAGACCACUUACUGAAUGUGAAGUUUGGGAGAGUUUUUAAAGUGUAUGUUUUAGCCAUGAUGAUUUUGAUUUCUAUGUUUGAUUCAGUUAUUUUUUUUUCUUAUUUAAAGCAAUAUGAUUGUGUGACUCCCAGAAGUUACACUUGUGUUUCAAUCAGAUCAGAUUGUUGUAUUUAUUCCACUAUUUUGCAUUUAAAUGAUAACAUAAAAGAUAUAAAAAAUUUAAAACUGCUAUUUUUCUUAUAGAAGAGGAAAUGGGUGUCGGUGAUUGUAUUUUAAUUAUUUAAGCGUCUCUGUUUACCUGCCUAGGAUAACAUUUUAUGGCAGUCUUAUGUGCAAAGAUCGUAAAAGGACAAAAAAUUUAAACUGCUUAUAAUAAUCCAGGAGUUGCAUAAUAGCCAGUAGUUAAAAACAAAAUGAAACAAAAACAAAAAACCAUGUCUAUAGCUGUAGAUGGGCUUCACAUCUGUAAAGCAAUCAAUUGUAUAUUUUUGUGAUGUGUAUCAUACCGUGUGCUCCAAAAAAUGUCCAUUUGUGUAAAUGUAUUUAUUUUAUAUUGUAUAUAUUGUUAAAUGCAAAAAGGAGAUAUGAUUCUGUAACUCCAAUCAGUUCAGAUGUGUAACUCAAAUUAUUAUGCCUUUCAGGAUGAUGGUAGAGCAAUAUUAAACAAGCUUCCACUUUU